AUGAAGACUCAAGUGUUGAUUACCAUACUGCUGUGCCUCGCGCUGGCCCACGCCGCGCAAGCAUCAAGCAGCAAUUUCGAGAAAUACGCCGUGCGCAACUCCGUCCGCAGCGGCAGCGCGCACCGACUGAGGUGGCGCAAGCUGACAGAGCUUCCCACUUGCGUCAACCAAACACUCUGCGGAUCACUGUGCGUGGACAUUCUGACCGACAUUAACAACUGUGGCGUGUGCUCCAACUUCUGCGACCUCACCCAAAUCUGCUGCAACGGUACCUGCAUCAACCCCAACACCAACAACGCCCACUGCGGCGCGUGCGGUGCCCGGUGCCCAGGCACUUGCGCCGCGGGUGUGUGCAACUACGGCGGGGUGACCUCCUCACCUGGGAAUGGCCCACUUGGCAAUGGUGGUGCCGGUAAUGGUGGUGCUGGCAAUGGUGGUGCCGGCAAUGGUGGUGCCGGCAAUGGUGGUGCUGGCCCUGUCGUCCCCCCUACGGGUGGUUCUGGUCCCGUCGUCCCCGGUACUGGUGGUCCCGCUGCUGGUGGCCCUGGGAAGACUGGGAAGCCCUAA
Messenger RNA from Closterium sp. Naga37s-1, 567 nucleotides. NCBI's taxonomy places the organism in Eukaryota, Viridiplantae, Streptophyta, Zygnematophyceae, Desmidiales, Closteriaceae. The record is from the annotation of a GenBank genome assembly.